Molecule: messenger RNA, 1470 nt
Organism: Rhinichthys klamathensis goyatoka
Lineage: Eukaryota; Metazoa; Chordata; Actinopteri; Cypriniformes; Leuciscidae
Product: delta(14)-sterol reductase TM7SF2
Exons: 11
Coding region: 60-1385 (441 amino acids)
Biological process (GO): sterol biosynthetic process
Cellular component (GO): nuclear inner membrane; endoplasmic reticulum membrane
Molecular function (GO): oxidoreductase activity, acting on the CH-CH group of donors, NAD or NADP as acceptor
Source: RefSeq, a predicted model, not a curated record
CAUAAAAACCUCAGUCUUUCGUGAACAUCAGUGUUAGAGAUCACAUUUGAGUUGGCACGAUGGUUUUGGACGAGUUCAUUCAUGCACAGGAACAUCAGCCGCACAGGAACGGAUCACACAGACUGAAGCUCGAGGAUGAGGAUGAUGAAGGCAAAGGUGUCGUUCAGGUCCACAGUAAAUGGAACAACAUCCAUCUGUCUCUGGUGUGUGUGUUGUUGGGUGUUUCUCUCAUAGCUCUGCUGGACUGCUGUCGCUCCUCCUCUGACUGGGUUUUGCUGGGUUCUGGCGGGUCCAUCUGGGACUGGACAUCUGUGUGUGUGGUUCUGCUGUUCACCGUCCUGCAGGGGGCGCUCUAUCAUCUACCUGUGGGACAGGUGACAGAAGGCAAGAUGGGCUGUAAUGGAAAGCGUUUAAAAUACAAACUCAACGGUCUGUAUGCGUUCCUGCUGAGCGCGGCUCUGUUGUCGGCGCUGUGGUUCUGUGGGGCCCUGCGGGCCGGAGCCGUGACGGACCGGAUCUUCUCUCUGGUCAGCGCUGGCAUGGCCGUCUCUCUUCUGCUCAGCCUGGCGCUGUACCUGCGUCCCAUCAACACACACGCCUCCGCACUGGUGCACUACGACAACACAGCGGAUCCCCUGCUGAAGUUUAUUCUGGGUCAGAAUAUGGAUCCUCGUCUGGGCAUCAUCGACGUCAAACACUUCCUCAUGGUCAGGGUUGGAUUCAUCGGCUGGGCCAUGAUGGAUCUGAAUUAUCUCCUGACCGCUGUAGAGAUGAAGACCUCGCUGUCUCUCUCUCUGCUGCUAGUGAUCGUCUUUCAUCUCAUUUACAUACUGGACUUCCUCAUCGAUGAGGAGUCUGUGCUGACGACCAAAGAGUUCACAGAAGAGCCGAUCGGGUUCAUCAUGAUUCUGGGCGAGUUCAUCUGGAUCCCGUUCUUCUCCAGUCUUCCUGUUUACUUCCUGCUUCAGAGGCCCAAUCAGAUCCACUUCCUGUUUGCCGUGUUCAUCUGCCUGCUCUUCGGUAUUGGCUUCCUGAUUUAUUACCUGUCCAACGAGCAGAAAGACGGUUUCCGCAGAAACCCAAACGACCCGGCCUACGCUAGUCUGCACACAAUCCGAAGCCCGUCAGGAAGACGUCUCCUGGUUUCCGGAUGGUUCGGAUGGGUCCGACACCCUAAUUAUCUAGGAGACAUCCUGAUGAUGUUUGCCUGGUGUCUCCCCUGCGGGUUCUCCAGCAUUGUGCCGUACUUGCCAGCGCUGCAGUGCUUCCACUUACUGAGGCAACGAGCAAACGAGAUCGAAGGUUCGUGCCUGAAGAAGCACGGCGACGCCUGGAGAGAGUACUGUCGCCGAGUGCCACGCAAACUGGUGCCUUAUGUGUACUGAACUUCUCAUAUCUCUAAUGCGGAGACCUUUUCUGUACAGAAACGCUUAUCAAAGCAUGGCUCUUUUGGUGUGUUGUUAUUCCUAG